AUGACAACGAAAAAUAAGAAAAAAGGCAAAACAAUACCGUUGACUGAUUUUCUAGCUGCGGAAUCAAAAUUGGUUACUAUUCGGCCAACAAAUUGGUCAGAAAUUGUUGACAAUGAAGAAGCUGAAGUCAAGCCAAUGGUAAUUGACAUUGGCAAUUUACCAACAGCUCCUCGUAGUGCUCUUGAUGUUGAUUAUAGCACUGUACCAAACACUCCCCCUUUCAUGGCACAUGUUACUAAUUUAUCAUUCGAAGUUGAUGACCAAGGUCUAAGAAACAUAUUUGCUGAUUUAACUCCAAAGUCAGCACGAGUAAUUCGGGAUGGUAUGCGUAGUAAAGGUGUUGGUUUAGUUGAAUUUGAAACACGUGAAAACUUAAUUGAAGCAUUGAAAAGAACCGAUAAAGAAUUCUAUGGACGUAGAAUACAUAUUAAUGUUUCGGAUAAAACCCACUCACAUACAGAUGGUGGGCGAGGAGGAUUCGGUCAUAAUCGGUCAAAUCGUACCGGAGGUGAAGAACGACCAGAAAUGUCUGAUAGGUGGAAAAGAGCUGAACCUCGAUCUGAUGAUAUGUCUGAUGAUCGUCCAAGUGGUGGAUUUAAUCGUGAUAAUAGACAAAAUCGUGGUGAUCAUGGACGAUCUAAUAUGGGUGGUUCACGGGAUAAUCAGCAUGGUAAUGAUUUUGGAUUUGGCUAUCCACGUACAAGAGAUGACCGAGGACCAGGUGGUAGUGGUGGUGGUGGUGGUGGUGGUAGUCGUGAUUACAAUCGACAAGGACCACGUAAUAAUCGUUAUCCAGACGAUGGCAAUCGACCAAGUAGUGGAACCGAUAGACCUCGUUAUGCAGGUCGAUACAGUGACACACGUGAUGCUCGUGAUGGCAAUCGACCAAGUGACGAACCACAAGUCGAUCAACGGGAGCCACCACGCGAGCGUCAACGGCUUCUACUUCAACCACGUACAAAACCAGCUGAAGAAAAUCAACCAUUAUCUGAUGCAUCACCAUCUAUGAAUAAUGCUGCUCAAUCAUCAGUAUUUAAUCCAGACGAACCCUCAUCAUCAAUAACAAAUAAAAUUAAUCAACAAGAUUCAUCGAGAGACGAGCAUCCAGAUGUAAAUGAACAUCAAGAACCACGAUCCCCAAACGAUAAUCCAACUGAUGAACAAUCGACGUUUAAACCAUCGCGUGGCGCUGGUGCUUCUAUUUUUGGUGGAGCUAAACCGGUGGAUACAACUGCGAGAGAACUUGAAAUUGAAAGAAAAAUCAAAGAACAACAAAUGACUUCUGGUGAAACACCAGUUGAUACUGAAGAUAAAGGAGCUUCAACUAGGCCAUCAUAUAGUCGUGUCGGUGAUCGAGAUCUUUACCGUGCUAAACGUACAUCACAAAAUGACGAUGGUCGAUCAGGUCAUGGUGGAGAUUAUCAUCAUAAACGAGAAUUUAGUGGUGGUCGGCAAUACGAAGACGAAGGUCGAAGACGUAGUGAUGAUCAUGCGCGUCGUGGAGGUGGUGGUGGUAGCAGCGGCGGCGGUCAUGAUCGAGAACGUUACGGUGGUCCAUCUAGACGUGAUCAUGAUUCUGGGCGUAAAGGUAAAUAUAAUCAUCACAAUCAUUCAGAACGAGAUAAUGAUCGUGGUACUUAUCGUAAUCGUGACGAUCGUACUCAGGAGUCAAAUGAAUUCAAUAAUCCUGGACGACCAUCAAAUAAUAAUUUUAAUUCAGAAGCACAACCUCGAACUCAACAGCGAGGAACAGCUACACGGCGGACAAUUCAAACUAACGAUGAUUCGCAUAGACUUCAAUUGUCGAAUAAAUUUGUUAUGCUGGAUGUUGAAGAUCAUGACGAUAAUAAUGAAAAUGAUGAUGUUCAAAGUCCAAUUAUUGAUGAAUAA
Messenger RNA from Rotaria socialis, 1890 nucleotides. The record is from the annotation of a GenBank genome assembly. Lineage: Eukaryota; Metazoa; Rotifera; Eurotatoria; Philodinida; Philodinidae.